CGUUUACUGCAGUGUUUGUGGAAGUCUGCGAAGGCUGGCGAGUGUGGCGACGUGAUAGCAAACAUCUCGCUAGCUACCCCCAAGUCUUCCAUUUUGUCAGAGUCCUCUUUUUCAGGUGGCCGUCAUCAAGACACGUGUUGGCUGCUAGCAAGCUAUGAAGAUGAGGAAGCGUCCAAACGUCCUGCUAACAGGAACCCCUGGUGUUGGAAAGACCACUCUGGGAAAGGAGCUGGCCCAGAGGACAGGGCUCACCUAUGUCAACAUAGGAGACCUGGCCCAGGAAGGACAACUUUAUGAUGGGUAUGAUGAAGAGUACCAGUGCCCAAUUUUGGAUGAGGACAGGGUGGUGGAUGAGCUGGAUGAAAAGAUGGUAGAAGGGGGUGCAAUCGUUGACUAUCAUGGCUGUGACCUGUUCCCUGAACGCUGGUUCCACAUCGUCUUUGUCCUCCGCACAGACAACACCCAACUGUACACACGGCUAGAGAGCAGGGGUUACGCAGGGAAGAAGCUGCAGGACAACGUGCAGUGUGAGAUCUUCCAGACCAUCUACGAGGAGGCCAUGGAGGCCUACAGCGAGGAGAUCGUCCACCAGUUGCCCAGCAACACUCCCGAGGACCUGGAGCGCAACCUGGAGCAGAUAGUUCAGUGGAUUGAGCAGUGGAUGAAGGACCACAACUAGAAGCUGAACCCAGCCUGCUGCUGGCUUCCACUGGCAGGACAACGAGUGUUUGGACAAUUAAAAAAUGAAUUGUGGUUAUUUUCCAAUCUGCAUUUAUUUUCCUAGAUUUUGCCAUAAAGAAGAAUGGUGAUAUAUCCAAAGACUAAUCACUUUGUUCAGUGGCGUCUUUGACCUGCCUCUAGUUAGCAGGAAGUGCUGCUCGGCCAACCCUCUCUCAAAUGGUUGGACUUCAAAAAGGUAGAUGUCCUCGUAAAAACAGAAACACACCAGGACUUUGUGACACUAGUUGUCUGAUUACCCAUCACAUGAUUUGUAACCAGUGCAAAUUAUUGUCAAGUCAAAGCACUCGUGCUGCUGCAUUCAUGUCAUAUAUUUUAUAAAUAAAUGAUCAAACAGCA
This is a messenger RNA of Perca fluviatilis (European perch), 1077 nucleotides long. RefSeq names its product adenylate kinase 6 (gene ak6). The record is from RefSeq and is a predicted model, not a curated record. The coding region runs from base 155 to 679 and encodes 174 amino acids. Gene Ontology annotation, molecular function: AMP kinase activity; ATP binding; ATP hydrolysis activity. The transcript has 6 exons. Lineage: Eukaryota; Metazoa; Chordata; Actinopteri; Perciformes; Percidae. Gene Ontology annotation, cellular component: nucleus; cytoplasm.